UUGUUGCCCUCGGUCUCGCGUCGCCUGCCCCAGCGCUCCUCCUCUUCGCGGAUGUGGAGCUGUUUGUUCCGGUGUUUGGAGCCGUGAGAGACGGCUGUGAUAGGCACUGAGCUGACAUCUUCCUCCGGCAACACAUCCAACCGUGAACCGUUCAAUAACUCACCACUGAUCCGCGCGUCAAUCCGAGAACUAGAGGCCGCCGCCUGACGCCACUCUCACCGGGAAGAGCGCUCUGAUCUCGGCGUGGCACUCGACCUCUGCUCGGUGAAAACAACACGGCGGGUCCAGGGUUUCUUCCACGCUGCGGGAGGAUUUUAGUUUUUAAGAGUCAUGUGUUAUAUUUAAUCGUUUGGAGACGUAUACGGUUGUAUAGUUUUAGCUGGAGGCAGUGGUAAACAAGCCGGCCCGGGAGCGCUGUUGGCCGGGUAGAACCAAUCGUUGAGUGGCUUCGCUGGUUCGGCUCGUCGGCAUGACUCGAACUAGGAAACCGGCUUUUUCUUUGGGUUAAGACGUGGAUUUAUGCCUCUCCUUUGGCCCUGUUUAGUCCACAAGUUGGACUGGUUUAUUACGGGUUAUUAAAGCUGUAAUUAUCCUGGAUACAGUUUAUAUCUGUUUUGGUUUAGACAUUUACAGCUUCGGUUUUGUUUUACCGGAUUCCUCCUUACAUCAACGCCGGUGACAGCGCACCUUUUCCGUGCGUCGCUGCUGAGACGUCCCGCUGACAUGUUUUGGCUGUGGAGGUUGGACUCUCUAGUGUUGUGAAUCAGCGGAGGAUCUGGAUUUGCUGCCUCCUCUUGGAGACGUGAGCAUCACCGGGAGGACAUGGCGGACAGCACCCGGAUUGCGAGCCCUCUGGCCGGGAAGAGGCGCGGGCAGCAGCCGUCGCCCUCGCUCCGGCCCCGGCUCCAGAACCCCUCCAGCGGGCACAGUUUUAAGAAAGUGACGCUGACGAAGCCCACGUUCUGCCACAGCUGCAGCGAGUUCAUCUGGGGGCUGGCGGGCUACCUCUGCGAGGUGUGUAACUUCAUGAGCCAUGAGAAAUGUCUGAAAACUCUGAGGUCGGUGUGUUCCUGUCUCACGCCCACCAUUAUCUCUGUGCCUGUCGCUCACUGCCUGCUCCCUGCUGGACACAAGAAGAGGUUCUGUAGUGUGUGUCGUAAACCUACAGGGGGCAGCACUGAUCUGCGCUGUGAGGUGUGUGAGCUCCACGUUCACUCAGACUGUGCUGUGUUCAGCUGUGCCGACUGUCGCUGCUCUCACAUGGACUCACCGCUACAGUUCCCUGACACUUGGCCACACCACUGGAGGGAGGGUUGUGCUUCGUCGUCGUGUCGCUGUGAGGUGUGCCGCCGUUCCUGUGGUUCCUCAGAUGUGCUCACUGGGCUCCGGUGUGAGUGGUGCGGAAUCACGAGCCAUGGCACCUGCUUCGUGAGUGUGCCUCCAGAGUGUACCCUAGGCCGGUUCCGCACCAUGAUCCUGGACCCGCGGUAUGUUCAACUGGAGUCUAGGAACUUCAGCAAGAUGCACCUAUACAGAGUCCAGGAGAGCAGCGCACCAGAGCAGGAUACCUCAGAUGAAGUGGACGUCUCAUUGGCGGUGAUAAAAGAUGGUUCAACUGCUGCUGCUGACUCUGGGAGGCAUUUCUUAAAAGUGUUCGAUGGAGAUGAUGCAGUGAAACGAGGCAGCUCCCGUACUGUGUCCGUCUCCAAAGCAACCAACAACGAAGAAGUGGUGGAGGCAGCACUGAGAGCCUACUAUCUCCCUGACGACCCUCUGGACUUUGAGCUGCAGGAGGUUAAUCUCCAUGGCAACGGGCAUCAGGGUCUCCAUGCCGAAGGAGGAGAGUGUGGCGCACAGAAUGAUUCUUCUCACAGUGAAGAAGACAUCCUGAACAGAAACGGACUCAACCAGAACCAAGAGCAGCCCGAGGACCGAGGGGAGACCUGGGUCCUGAGGGCCAAACCCAAGUACUCUGAAGUCCUCAAGGUCUACCAGGAAUGGGAGAGAUCGGAGUCGUCUUUUCUCCAAGUGUCUGUUGCUGAGAACAUCACUGUAGCUGUACUUCUCAACGAGGUUCUGGGACGACUUGGCCGGCAGGGAGAUGAACAAUCAAGCUACAGUCUGCAAGAGGUGUAUAUGAACAACAAACAAGUCAUGAAGCAAACUCUCGGGCCCAAAGAGAAAAUCCUGGACAAAGUCAGAGAAAUCAGGAAGGUGUCUUUGCGUCAGAUGCACCAGACUCGCCUGUACGUGGUGGAGAACAGGAGGUCAGAGGUGAAUGUGGAGCUGCUGAUUGGAGGACUGCCCACUGUGCUGGACACAAAGGAGUAUACCCACCUACUUGAAGAACACCUUGCUAUCAAAAGUAAUUUGGUCUCAAUAUAUCAAAUCUAUGGAGCUCAAGGCUGGCUGUCUCUCCAGAUCUCUUGCUUCUCGGAGGCAGAGAGGAUUUUCAUGUUGGCCAAAGACACCACAGUCUCUAACAAGCAACUUAGUUCACUCGUUUGUCCACAAAUACAGGUAGAGAGACUGUGCCCGGAGGACCAGCCGCUCCUGGUGUUUGUGAACCCUAAAAGUGGAGGACUUAAAGGACGAGAGCUCCUACAUGGAUUCAGGAAGAUCCUCAACCCUCACCAAGUGUUUGACAUCAGCCACGGAGGACCACUGCCAGGGCUGCACGUGUUCCGGUGCGUUCCACGCUUCAGGGUGCUUGUGUGUGGGGGAGAUGGCUCCGUGGGCUGGGUCCUCUCGGUGCUAGAGACCAUCAGACACAAGAUGGUCUGUCGAGAGCCGCCGCUGGCCAUCCUGCCCCUGGGAACAGGUAACGACCUGUCCCGGGUGCUGCGCUGGGGGGCAGGGUACAGUGCCGAGCCCCCCCUCUCUGUGCUGCAGUCUGUGGAGGAGGCGGAGGAGGUACUCAUGGACCGCUGGACCAUUCUGUUAGACGCCCAGGACCUGAGCCAGACUGGGACUGAUAACGGCUACCUGGAACCCCCCAAGAUUGUGCAGAUGAAUAACUAUUUCGGUCUUGGGAUUGACGCUGAGCUCAGUUUGGAUUUUCAUUUGGCACGAGAAGAUGAUCCGGACAAGUUCACCAGCAGAUUUCACAAUAAGGGCGUGUAUGUGAAAGUGGGCCUACAGAAGAUCAGCUACAGCAGAAGUUUGCACAAGGAGCUCCAGCUUCAGGUGGAUUUCGAGACAGUCCCACUGCCCAACAUCGAGGGGCUCAUUUUCCUCAACAUACCCAGUUGGGGCUCUGGGGCCGACCUGUGGGGGUCUGAGACGGAUGGUCGCUUCAGGAAACCCAGCAUCGACGAUGGGUUGCUGGAGGUGGUGGGGGUCACUGGAGUGGUUCAUAUGGGCCAGGUGCAGAGCGGUCUGAGGUGUGGGAUCCGCAUUGCUCAGGGGAACUACAUCAGGCUGACGGUCAGUAAAGAAGUCCCUGUACAGGUGGACGGAGAGCCCUGGGUUCAACCUCCAGGACACAUCAUCAUCUCUGCCGCAGGACCCAAGGUGCGGAUGUUGCGGAAGUCUAAGCAGAAGCAGAAGAAGCAUGCAUCCGGUGGGAAAGACACUCCGCUCUCCUCUAAAGAUGUAGGAUACUGAAACUUUUUAGACAGACAGGUUUUAGUCUGAGCAAGUUUACACUGCCACAGAAAUACUGCUGUUUCUCCUGAAGGCACAAGAAGACUAUUAUGAGAUUGCUCAAAUGGAUACAAGUAAAUGGGAACUGGGUUUACUCCUGGUUUUGUCUUGGUAUUUUCUAAAGUAGUUUCUGGAUUAGUUCUAGUUUGGGUCCAGUGUGGUCCUGGUUUAUAAACCUUAGUCCAACCUGGUUUAGACCUAGUUAAGUUUAGUCUAUUCUCGGUAUAGAUUCUGGUUUUGUCCUGGUUCAGUCUUGGUUUAGACCUGCUGUAGCUCUAAUUUAAUCCAGUUUUUUAAAUUCUAGCCCACUCUAGUCCUGGUUUAGUCCUUGUUAAGCCUUGGUUUAGACCUGAUUUGAGCCUAAUAUUUGGGUUUCAGCUUUCUGUUAUAUGUGAUAUUUUGAGGACUUAUUCAAUAAUGUGUUAAUUGCUAUGGUAACGGUCCUAUUUUUCAUCAUUUUGAAACCCAUAAAUAGGUUGCGUUCACGUCCUAGAAUUUGAAUUUGCAACCAAUUAGACAUGCCAAUAUGGCCCCGUUUAUUUAUUUAUUUUUUUGUCUUGUUUUAACUGAAUUUGAAUUGUAAUGUCUUAACUUGAACACUACGUAACCAAGUCUAACCCAAUGAAGUAUUCACAGUGCUGUUUGUCACCUGUAGCAGUGGACUCUGUUACCGUAACUAUUGUACAAACGUGCAGCUAUUUUUAGUAUUGGCUUUUGUCUGUGGGUGUACUGCUGUUUUAGUAACAAUUACAGAAUCUUUUGCACAACUCAAAAUGUAAAAACAUCUAUUUAAAAUGUUGAAAUUUAUGAUUGAAGGAUGCUGUCAUUUUAAGAAGUAUCUUUUAAUCCAGGUUUAGAUGCGAUUUAAUCCUGGUUUAGACUCCUAUUUGUCCUGUCGUGUUUUAGUCCCUCUUUUGUACUGUUUGUGUUUAAACCUAGUUUAGUCCUGAGUUAAUCUAAAUUUAGACUCUAAAUUAAUCCUGGUUAAAUCAAACUAAAUUACAAAUUAAAGUGCAUGUGACAGAUUAGAAUACUCAUUUCACUAAAACUCAUUUAACAUAAUUAUAUCUAAGAAGAAAAUGUGGUGAAGUUCCUUCCUUUUCCUUUUAUAUCCUGGUUGGACCAUAGACUGUAUAUAUAAAUGGACAUAGCUAAUCUGCUCACCGUCGUGUUCCAAAUAGGAACUGGAGCCGAACGUUUUGGGUGACACUCACUUAGUCACUUUCUACAUUCUGUGGGUUGGACACAGGCAGAAGACAUGACACAUGUAAAGGUAAUUCCAUAAUUGUUACCUUGCAACCAUAAUGUUAACAAGGGCCAAAACUUGUCUAAAAUACACAAUAUGACUAGACUAAUGAAAAUAAAUAAUACCUUAACCAUUUAGUUAAAUGGUAAAUGUAUUAACUGUCAGAAAAAAUCCUUGGGUGUCAGUUGUCUGUAUUUGGAUGGAGUCUGCUGUGAUGACAGAGGCAGUGUAUUUUUGUACUUUUCUUCUCAUAUUUUUUCACAAACUGCCACUUAACUGAUGUAAAACAAUGAUAAAUAUUCACCACAGGCACAAUCCCACCAAAGCAAAUUAUAAUUAUAAAAACAUGAAAACCUGUCAUGUGCACUUUAAAGCUAAAAUUGCCAUAAAAGAUUGAUUAAAAUGUGGAAUGAGGCACAUUUUGUCCACUGCCCUCUUAAGCUUCUAUGGCUCUUAAGGCAGUGAACUUUUUAUUUUUUUUUUGGCCAGUGCCAAAUCUAGAUUAUUCAAUCCCAAGACCUUGUUCAAGUGUUUGUUCAGAGUUUCUACUAAUAUCAAAAGUAUUAUGAGAGAUUAACAUAUUAAUUAAUUUUGGUGCUGACUUGUGGUUUUAAAUAAUUUUACUUGGAUUUUUAUAUUAUUUUAUACAUGACAUUUUUUGACAUUUAUUUUCACUAAAUAUAUAAAGUGGUAUUAAAUGUUUUAGGUUUUAAAUAUUUCGUUAGGAGUAAAUCUGACCACUUGAAUGCACUGUGUCCAGCUACGGUGCCCUCUGUCAUUUAUCCAGAGGUACUGCUUUUCCUGCCACUGUAUUAAAUUAUCUGGACUUUUCAAACAUGCUACACAUAAACCCAAAUUUUAAAAGUACAACUUUACCUACAGACCAGUCCUGGUUUUGAUUUAGACCAGGGGUGUCCAAAACUAUGGCCUGUUAACUGCUCUUAUUCAGAGGCGGUAGAGGAGCCAAAAACUGCUCUCAAGUAAGAGUAAUGUUGCUUCAAUAAUAGUACUCAAGUAGAAGUACAAAGUAGUGGUUCAAAAAAGUACUCCAGUAAGAGUAAAAAAGUAUUUGAGAAAAGUACUACUCAAAUAAGAGUAACUUAAAGAGUAACUGUCUGGACGUAACAUCUGAUUUAUGAUUUGAAGUGAAUGUGAUGUGAAGGACAAAACAUUAAAUACUGCACAGAAUCUGGUAUUUUCAAACAGACAAAAAUGAGCCAAACUAAAUCAAUCUGAAAAAGCUGCAAGAAACACAACUGUUCAAAUAAUUUCUUAUUGUCAACAUAAAGCUUGUCACUUUAGACUUACUCACAGUGGGAAGAGUAACCACAACUUUUCUCAACUAACUGUACUGUACUGAUAAAAAUAUUCCUCAACUAGGAGUAAAUGUAUGUGGCUAGAAAAGUAAUCUGAAAAGUACAGUUUCUUCAGUUACUCAAGUAAAUGUAAAUGAGUACUACCCUACUUGGCUACUUUAAUGAUUCUGUGUCCACUUCAUAUUGUUCCAUAAAUGGCCCUUGAUGAAAAAACUUUGGACCCCUUGGUUUAGGCCCCGCGUAACCUGCAUUAAGACAUACCAAAAAUGACCAAGUACUCUGUAAAGUACUACUGCGUUACUUCAAGCGUGUGUCGUAGUAGUAGUAGUAGUAAUAAUAUGUGUACACUCCUCCAGGUUGUGGUGGUGCUGUGACUCUGUGCCUCUGUGAAAUGAAAACUUGGCUCUGUUGUUUUCAGAUCCUCCAAAUUAAAGAUGAGUAUACGUCAUGAGACAGUGUAACGGGGGGAUAACACUGGGUGAGAUGGAGCGGCUCAUUAUGUUUUACUGGACGUCUCUUUAGACGGUUUCAGGACAGAAGAUAUAAUACAUACUUUCAAUGUUAGCUGUACUUGCUGAGGUCGACAGAUGUGGUUCUGGUGUUAACUUAUCUGAGUCCCACUUUAGCUGUAAUGGAGUGAUGGUGUAUUUACUCCUCGUUUACUCCUGGUUUACUCCUGGUUUAGCCUAGUUUAGCCCAGGUUUAGUCCAGGUUCAGAGCUUACACGGUGUUCUUAUUCGACUAAACGGCUAAAAGUCCACCUUGAGACGUGGUCAGCUGUUGUGGGCAUAGAACAGGGCAGUGCCUCAUAUGUUAUGUGCCUACAUGUGCAUUUAUUUUACAUGAAGUUGUAAAAAAAAAAAAAUAGAUGUAUAUUUUUGCAGAAAUUUGUUGUUUUUAAUUUUUUUUUCUUUGUUUUUGAGAUAAAUGUAAAAUGUUUAACUGAAUGUUACAAUGUUAAAUAUUAAUGUUAUAACAUAAUGUGACUAUUCUAAUAAACUGGAGUCUAUGG
Messenger RNA from Periophthalmus magnuspinnatus, 7219 nucleotides. Its product is annotated as diacylglycerol kinase theta-like. The coding region runs from base 823 to 3606 and encodes 927 amino acids. The transcript is spliced from 23 exons. Lineage: Eukaryota; Metazoa; Chordata; Actinopteri; Gobiiformes; Gobiidae. Gene Ontology annotation, molecular function: ATP-dependent diacylglycerol kinase activity. The record is from RefSeq and is a predicted model, not a curated record. Gene Ontology annotation, biological process: diacylglycerol metabolic process; lipid phosphorylation; intracellular signal transduction.